This is a messenger RNA of Grammomys surdaster, 4753 nucleotides long. It is a transcript of the gene Sephs1, whose product is annotated as selenophosphate synthetase 1. Gene Ontology annotation, biological process: L-selenocysteine biosynthetic process. The record is from RefSeq and is a predicted model, not a curated record. Lineage: Eukaryota; Metazoa; Chordata; Mammalia; Rodentia; Muridae. The transcript is spliced from 7 exons. Gene Ontology annotation, molecular function: ATP binding; selenide, water dikinase activity. Bases 1 to 969 code for a protein of 322 amino acids. Gene Ontology annotation, cellular component: cytoplasm.
AUGUCUUGCAGAAAUUGCUGGAAUCUUUACAAGAGAACCACUUCCAAGAAGAUGAGCAGUUUCUGGGAGCUGUUAUGCCUCGACUUGGGCAGGAUAGCAUGUGCCAAUGUCCUCAGUGACCUCUAUGCAAUGGGUGUCACAGAAUGUGACAAUAUGCUGAUGCUCCUUGGAGUCAGUAAUAAAAUGACUGACCGGGAGAGGGAUAAAGUGAUACCGCUAAUUAUCCAGGGUUUUAAAGAUGCGGCAGAGGAAGCGGGAACCUCUGUCACUGGUGGCCAAACAGUAUUAAAUCCCUGGAUUGUUCUGGGAGGAGUCGCCACAACUGUCUGCCAGCCCAAUGAAUUUAUCAUGCCAGAUAAUGCAGUACCCGGGGAUGUGCUGGUGUUGACAAAACCCCUGGGGACACAGGUUGCAGUUGCUGUGCACCAGUGGCUGGAUAUUCCCGAAAAAUGGAAUAAAAUUAAGCUAGUGGUCACCCAAGAAGACGUAGAGCUGGCAUACCAAGAGGCAAUGAUGAACAUGGCCCGGCUCAACAGGACAGCUGCGGGCCUCAUGCACACGUUCAAUGCCCAUGCAGCCACUGACAUCACAGGCUUCGGGAUUCUAGGCCAUGCGCAGAACCUGGCCAAGCAACAGAGGAACGAGGUGUCGUUUGUCAUUCACAAUCUUCCCGUGCUUGCGAAGAUGGCCGCUGUGAGCAAAGCCUGCGGAAACAUGUUCGGUCUGAUGCAUGGGACCUGCCCGGAGACAUCAGGAGGCCUGCUAAUCUGUCUACCACGUGAACAAGCAGCUCGGUUCUGUGCAGAGAUAAAGUCCCCCAAAUAUGGCGAAGGCCACCAAGCAUGGAUUAUUGGGAUUGUAGAGAAGGGCAACCGCACAGCCAGAAUCAUCGAUAAACCUCGGAUUAUUGAAGUUGCACCUCAAGUAGCCACGCAAAACGUGAACCCCACACCUGGUGCCACCUCCUAAUCAAGACAGAAAUAGCUAUUUGAUUUUGUUUUUAAAUAGAUCUAUUUCCUUUAUCAUCACUUCAAUUAAAGACUCUAAGAACAACAAAUCUCAUUGUGUCUACACAUCUGGUGACCCUAGGUCGGUUUAUGAGUGGAUGCAGUCAAUAAAAUGAAAUCCAUGGCCUUCUUUUCCUGUUCCAUUAACUGAAGAUGCACCCAACCUCCAGGCAGCUUCUGAGUUGAGAAUGAUACUGUUAUCCAAUACUGUUGAUUCAUUUUGAAUCUUUAGCUGCGUAUCUUGCCGCAUAGGCGCUUUCUAAAGGUGCUUUUCUGCCACACGGGCAUUGCGGAGAGGAGUGCCUGCCACUAGCCUUCUGUGUCUUCUCAUUCCCACCUAUCAGAUCAGUCUGCUCUGUUUUCAAGUGUCUCGGUUGACAUUCUAGAAAGACAGGAUUGGUAAGUCACUUGAGGGUCCUCCCCGUAGUCAGAGGGUUGCAUGGCUCCUUUGAGUGUUUGAUUUGUAAGGUUGAGUCUAAUAACUCGGGGGCAUUUCCUUAUCCAGUAGCUCAUUCAGUUCAGUAUAGCAGGUGCUUUGCUUGGCAUGGAAAGCACUUGGAAUACAAAAAAGAAAUGUUCUUUUAAAAAACAAAGCUUUCCUGAGACUUGCAGUAAUACCAUUAAUGGUCUUUACCAAUAGGAAAAAGGAUACUUUUUGCAAUGUUCUAUAGUUGUUCUAUAGUGCGACCAGGAACUGCCUUCCGAUAGGGGGUUCAUGUAUAAUACGCAUUUAUAAUUCAAUAUCUAAUUUACUUCGCAAAUAAUUUUUAAAUAUAAUCAAUAAUAAAGACUGUUCUGUGGAUGGUAGUGUUUAAUACAUUUUAUAUUUUGUAUAGUGAUUCCAGGCCUCUUGUUUAAAUCAGCAGCUCUUUAGCCCGAUUCUUAGCAUCAUUUUGUCUUUGCGCCCAUACUUCUUUGUGCACGCCUUUUGUGAUUUGUGUUUAAAAACCUGCAUUGCCAACAUUGCAGCUCCAACAUAAAAGUUGUUAUUCAAAUAAAUAUUUAAUUUUUUUAAUUGCUCUUGUAUAAUCAGAUGCCCUUUUUUAGUAUUAUUUUAGAAGCAUUUGGGAGGGUUUUACCUAAAAUACAAUUUAUUGGGGAAAGCUAGAUUUUAGUUUUAUAAACUUUUAAGUCUUUCAUGGGACCUAUAUUUUCUUGAAUUAAAUUUUGUAGUUCUAGAACAAAUAGGCAAUCUACAAAGGUGUUACCUGUGUUUCUUAAAAACAGGCUUCCUUGUCUUCCUUAUCUGCUAAGCAGCUGGGGGAAUUCCCGUCUUUAAGCACAAGGGCACUGGGUCCUCAAACGCCUGUCUUCAAAAGAGAAAAAAGCACUACGUCUUCAGGUUUCACGGGGCUUCCUACUAACAGGCCCCACAGCUGAGCUCUGUAAACUCACCCAGCCUCGCUCCUCAACACAGAACACCAGGAAACCGCCACUGGACCAAUGCAACUCUGAGAGGAAGAGACUGCCGCAUGCGCGUGUGCCCCAGGAGCCACGGGGUCUCCUGGAUGCACCUGUCGCUGGAACUGAAGCCACCCACGAGUCUGGCUCCAACAGAAGAAACUGUCACAGAAGGACACUGAUUGGACACUAUAGGAAUCUAUAUGAUGUUGGUCCUUGAAAGUAUGCACCAGUGGUCUGCAAAAUAAAACGUGUUGGAACCCUCUGAGUGCAGAAGGCAUACUGUUGGACUUCUUUUUUUUCUUAAAUAGAUAAAAUUGGACCUAACUGUGUACAUUCUGUCCCCCAAAGCCAGUACAUUUCUUGGUGGCAAGCCUGUUGGGAGGAAAUUAGGUGGUUAAUGUCCUGAGCAAAUCAUUUCCUAUGAGGAGAAAAUGCCAGGGACUUAGAUCCAUGGAUUUGUUAUCUAGGAAAAGCCCUCGUCUUGACUAGUAUUUUCAGGGUGCUCAGAAACCCAUGCAUUAGAAUCAUAUGGGCAUGUGUGGAGGCAUGCCUGCCCUUUCCCCAGACCCACAGAGUCAGUAGUUCUGGCUGUGCAACCAGAUAAUCCAUCUCCAAAAUGUACCCUUUAGGGCUUUGCAUAAUAAACUUUGAGAAACAGUAAUCUCAAAAGGAAUGUUGGGGGGAGGUGUAAAAAGGGGCUGCCAGGGAUCUCUUUAGUCUUAGCCAUUCCUUUUAUUUCUUGUGGCUGUAUGUGUAUGCGUGUGUGUGAGAGAGGAGAGACUAUAAUUGUUUAGUAAGCUUGGCAGAGUCUACAUGGAACUCUUGAUUUAUCCAGCAGUCACUCUUAGCCGACUUCUGGGACCAGUCUAAAAUUCCACACUGGAGAGUGCUUCUAAAGAAGCUGGACCCUGCCAGGGUCAGGUCCUCUCAUAUAGCCAGAGUUCUGGCAAAGGAAUAUUAAAGUUUAGUAGGUUAUUUCCAUAGGCUGGGUUGAAGCAAUAACAUACUUGUUCUUUUUGGCUCAGUAUUUUGAAAUAUCUAAGUCUUCCAAAUUCUGCAUGAGUUGUAAUGGAAGUGUUUUGAUCGUUUGAUGCAUGAACGAGCCCCUUGCACCUGAGUUCAGCAUUGCCUUUAAAAUUGUUCUGUUUGGAGCUGGUAAGAUGGCUCAGUGGGUACAGUGGCUUGUCUCACAAGCCUGAGUUCUAUCUGUCUCCAGAACCUAUGUGCAAAGAAAAGUGACCUGCACGUACAUUGUGUGGUGUCUGUACUCAUGAGCCUAGCAAUAAAUACAUUAACAGUUGUCAGAGUCCUAGAUCUUCGUUUUAUUCUAUAGAAACAGAAAUAGCUAUGUGCCGUUUAUUUUUAUAGAUGCUUAGGACAGGCAGGUGUCUGAGAGACCCGAUGAUGUGCGUGCGCACAUACCCUGCCUGCUCAGUCUCACAUCUGACACGGUGCUCACACAACAUCCUCUGCUUCCCACACUCACGUAGCCUGCUCUCAUUAAGAAUCCACAUAAGGAUUGUAGUCAUGAACCACCAGAGACCACAGUGAAAAUCCAGAGUCCUUUUGAAUGAGAGAAGGAGAGGGUGGGUUAGACCACCCCUGUGUCAAGUAACUUAGGAAAAUUUCUAGGCAUCCAGACAUACAUGGUCAAGAGCCACUGGAAGCCAAACUUGCUGUACAAGAGAGUGAUUGUGCUUUGUCUGGUGAGUAUGAGGUACAUAUGUCUUGAUGCUUCUCUGUACAGUUUCCUAUGCUUGAUAGACCUCACAUAUCAACACUGUUGGUGUUGAUUGUCCUUGCUAGGUCAUGUCCUUUAAAGAAAAUUUAGUUCCCAGGAGAACAGCAUGUAACGAAGCCCACCAAAGUAUGGAGCUGGGCCUAAUGACACAGGGCUGUAAUCCCACAUACUCAGGAGACUGAAGCAAGAGGACCACACAUUCAAAGUCUGCCUGGGCUACCUAAUAAGGCCCUGCUUUGCUCUCCUCCAGCACAGAGGAUUAAAAAAAGUCCGAGAGUAUAGCUCAGUGGUGGAGUACUUGCCUAGCAUUCACAAGGCCCCGGGUUUAGUCCACAGUACCAGCAAAACCAAACUUGGUGAAAACAAGAUUAACGUCACUAGUUUACUGUAAUUGCAAUGUGAUUGUAGGACAAGGCUGAUGCAGCCUCCGUUAUUGUAUUUCAGGAAUAAAAACAUGUACUAUGUAGAAUGUAAUGAUUAUCACCCAAGCAUAUUUUGCACAGUUUUAAAGCAAAAUGAUAUAAAAUUGGAUGUCUAGGAUAUAUUCCUGGGCUUGGGUCCACUUUGAGAAAUAAAACUGUUGUGAUAGUUUGAACUUUCA